GUAACCUGUACUGACUUUAAUCCAAACCGCAAACAACUAGCCUCAGGAUCAGUGGAUAAGAGCCUGAUGAUCUGGAAUCUGGCUCCGAAGGCAAGAGCUUUCCGCUUUGUCGGCCAUCAGGAUGUCAUCACCGCGGUGCAGUUCUCACCCUCUGGUAACCUGGUGGCAACUUCCUCCAAGGACAGGACGGUCCGACUGUGGACACCUUCCAUGAAAGCAGAAUCAACUGUGUUCAAAGCACACACGGCUACCGUACGUAGUGUUGCUUUCUCUAAUGAUGGACAGAGACUGGUGACAGGGUCUGACGACAAGUCCGUCAAAGUGUGGAGCGUUCACCGGCAGUGCUUCCUCUACUCUCUCAGCCAGCACACCAACUGGGUGCGAUGUGCCAGGUUCUCUCCAGAUGGGCGGCUCAUCGCCUCCUGUGGGGACGAUCGUUCUGUCCGUCUGUGGGACACUUCCACUAAAAACUGCAUCAACUGUUUCAGUGACUAUGGAGGAUCAGCAACCUUCGUUGAUUUCAACUCAAGCGGCACCUGUAUUGCGUCCUCAGCCGCUGACAGUUCACUGAAAAUUUGGGAUCUACGAACCAACAAGCUGAUUCAGCAUUAUCAAGGUAGUAACUAUCUGAUCAGUGGCUCCAGUGACAGCACUAUUAAGAUCCUGGACCUGUUGGAGGGACGACUCAUCUAUACCCUCCAUGGACACAAGGGCCCUGUACUCACAGUAGCUUUUUCCAGGGCCGGAGAUCUCUUUGCCUCCGGGGGAGCUGAUGGUCAGGUGCUGAUGUGGAGGACAAACUUCGACACCAAAUCCUACGAGGAGGUCCUGCAACUACACAAUCGAAGGUCCACCCCCGAUCCUCCACCUCACAGAGGAAGAGGGAGGAGGAGAGAGGAAGAGGAAGAGGAGAGAGGGCAGACGCACCCACUUGAAGAUCUCUCAGGUCAUCCAUCGAGUCUGAACUCUACGCUGCGGCACAUCGUUCAACAGUUGGAUAUUCUCACCCAGACCGUCUCCGUGCUGGAGGAGCGUCUCACCCUGACUGAGGACAAGCUGAAGGAUUGUCUCAGCAACCAAUCCCGGAUUCUCAGGGACGUGAGAGUGUCAGGAGAGAGGCGGAGAUGGGACAGCGAGGAGACGGAUGGUUACAUAAGAAGGAGCGGUCCGCUGGGAGAGGACGGGUCCAGUUUCACCCGCAGCAGAGAGGAGGAUGUCACAGCUGUGGUAGAUCUGAGGUUUCAUGCAGCAUAA
Messenger RNA from Scomber japonicus (chub mackerel), 1254 nucleotides. RefSeq names its product POC1 centriolar protein B (gene poc1b). Gene Ontology annotation, molecular function: protein binding. The transcript is spliced from 11 exons. Gene Ontology annotation, biological process: cilium assembly. NCBI's taxonomy places the organism in Eukaryota, Metazoa, Chordata, Actinopteri, Scombriformes, Scombridae. The record is from RefSeq and is a predicted model, not a curated record. Gene Ontology annotation, cellular component: ciliary basal body; centriole. The coding region runs from base 67 to 1254 and encodes 395 amino acids.